This is a messenger RNA of Bipolaris maydis ATCC 48331, 613 nucleotides long. RefSeq lists its product as uncharacterized. NCBI's taxonomy places the organism in Eukaryota, Fungi, Ascomycota, Dothideomycetes, Pleosporales, Pleosporaceae. The record is from RefSeq and is a predicted model, not a curated record.
AUGAAGCUACUCCUCCUCAUCUCCCUCGGCCUCCUCCCCACCCUCGCCGUGGCGGGCGAAAAACUUCCCCCCCGUCCCAGCGGCAAAUACGGCAAAAACGUCCCCCCCGAGCCCGUCGACCAGCCGCUCAAGCACCCCAAAGAUCCCGCACUGUGGUGGCAAGGCAUCACCGACGAUGAUGUGUAUUACCCAGAGUGGGCCAUCGCCGCGCGCGCAGAUGCGACGGCGGAGACGAAGGGAGACGACGACGCCACCGCCGACUCAAGCCUAGACUCGAACACCCAAGGCAAGAAGAAGCACGACAAAAAGCCAACCCCAGAUGAUGCAAAUCUAAACCCAGAUGAGCAAAACCCAAAUCCAGAUGAUCAACAGCCAGACCCAGAUGAGCAACAGCCAGACCCAGAUGAGCAACAGCCAAAGCCAGGUGAGGACGAGGAAUCGGGCUUCGCGGGCACGUGGAAAAAGAAGGAUGGCAGAAUGCAACACGUACAUCGAGGCGGCAAGAAAGAGCGCUGGGGUCGCAUAAAGGCUAGACAUGUGCAGCAUAUGAUGUUGCAGGGGUAGGAAGGAGGUUUCCUCGGGGAAGUAGACAGCAGAGAUUGAAGAGUCAAAC